UUUGACAUUUCCCCAGUGAGGGCAAAUUUGUUUACAUAAAAUUAGAGUGAAAUUUACCGGAAAGGAAUCCACCGAUUUGUGAAUAAAAUGAAUUCAACUGUUGAUUGAACAUCCCUUUGCUGGCUCAAAGAACAUAUCGUCCGGACUAUGGUGAAGAGUUGAUGUUUCUAAGCGAAACGGUUCGGCAUCAAAAUAACAAACAAAAAACUUCUUGUUGUUAUGGCAAUAAUUUAGCCACUGCAAAACAACGUGUACCAAUAUGAUAGCUUACUCUUUCACAUUGACAUAACCAAUAGCAAAGAAUUCAGUUUACGACGAGUUGAUAAUCAGCAAAAUGUUUUUCAAUCUGACCAACAUAAUUUACUUGUACCUGCGACCGUUAAUCAAAUGGUUUUUACGUCGCUUCACACGACUAUGUGAACUGCAGCGUAUAUGCUAUGGGCAACCUGCGGGAGCCCCACGAGCAAAGGCUGUCGAGACGUCUUUGAAUCUGUCACGUAGACCUGCGAUCAUUUCAAUGGUCAAAAAUUUGAACUACAUCGUCCAGGAUGACAUUAGCGAUCGAACUAUUCGGGAGCGUGUGGUUUAUUCGGCUGUGCUAAAUGUAGUCAAGUGCAAAAAAAUCAAUAGCAAAAUCCAUCCAGACUUUGCACCAUCGUUUCGUGCAACCAUCGAACAAAUCUGGGGAUACAAGAGGUUGUUUCACACUAUCGAAAUGAUUCGCGUAACGCCAUACAAUUCGGACGAUUCAUCUCACGAAGAAAAGCUCUUGGAACUGUGGGACUUGUUGAUGCCGAACGAGUGUUUGGAGCAAAGAGUCACCAAGCAAUGGCAAUGUAUCGGCUUUCAGGGCGAUGAUCCGAAGACAGAUUUUCGUGGAAUGGGGAUGCUCGGCUUGGACAAUCUUGUGUUCUUCUGCAAGCAAUACAACGGUGCAGCAAGGCAUGUUUUAGCUCAUUCACAUCAUCCGGUGCACGGUUAUACGUUUGCCAUUGUGGGUAUAAAUCUCACCUCGAUGGCAUACAAUCUGCUGAGAUCCGGAGCGGCACGCACACACUUUUAUAAUUUACGUCGCCAGUGGCCGAAUGUGGACGAUUUUCAUAAGUUCUACUGCUACUUGUUUUUCGAAUUCGAUCACUACUGGAUGGAAUGCAAACCGACCAGCAUCAUGGACUUUUCCUACAUAAACAGUAAAUUUGAGCGAAAGAUUUUGGAAAUGCUGGCGGACGAUAGUACGUUUUUGAAAAUGAAUUUGUUUGUCGAGGACAUUUGAAAGUGAUUUUGUGAAUCUAUGGAUAAGACUGGCGUGUAAUUGAAACCGUUCUAGGCAACUGCUUUUAAUUGUAAAUUAUGUAAGACAAGUUCGCGUAAUUAAAGCGUUUGAUGCUCAUGAAACA
This is a messenger RNA of Bradysia coprophila, 1397 nucleotides long. RefSeq names its product ELMO domain-containing protein 2. The record is from RefSeq and is a predicted model, not a curated record. Gene Ontology annotation, molecular function: GTPase activator activity. Lineage: Eukaryota; Metazoa; Arthropoda; Insecta; Diptera; Sciaridae.